AGAUAUAGUUUACAUUUCAUGCGAUUCAGUCUUUAAAAGUGUCCAAUUCAGCAGUUUUCAUGUACCCAUCACCACCCUCUAGUUCCGGAACGUUCUCAUCACCCCAAAAUGAGCCCUGUGUCCAUUAGCUCUCCAGCUCCUCGUAGCCCCUAUCCACUCUGUCUUGUGUUCACUUUUGUGACAGCUUUAUCGAGGUAGGAGUCACGUGCCAUACUGUUCACUCACGUAAAGCAUACAAUUCACAGGUAGCUGCAGCCGCCACCACGGUCAAAGUUAGAACCUUUUCCUCCCCCCCAGAAGAGCCCUAGACCUUUAACUAUCUCUGCCCUUACCCCUGCUCCCCAGCCCCUAAUCUACUGUUCUGUGUUUCUGUUUCCCUGUUCUCAUGCAUUUUUUAAAGCAGAACAGCGGCAGCUGGGGUGACUAGAGGCCAAGAAGUGCUGGCGAGUGCUUGUCAGGGUCCUGGCCCUGUUUGUGGCCAUAGUUGGAGCCAGAGUCGGGACUCAGGGUCUUUUCCGCUGCUCCAGGCACGUGGACUCCGUUCACGUCAGCCAGCACAGAGCAUGACGGAAAAAUGGAUCUUCCAGAAGGGUCCACGGGGGUCUCAGAACCCAAGGUGGUGGGGCUGGCCCUGACCCAGCCCGAGCGGGAAGAAGUUCCGGAGCAAGCCCCAGCUGGCGCGCUACCUGGGCGGCUCCAUGGACCUGAGCACCUUCGACUUCCGCACGGGCAAGAUGCUGAUGGGCAAGAUGAACAAGAGCCGGCAGCGGGUACGCUACGACUCCCCGAGCCAGGUCAAGGGCAAGCCCGACCUGAACACGGCCCUCCCGGUCAGGCAGACGGCGUCCAUCUUCAAGCAGCCAGUGACCAAGAUCACCAACCACCCCAGCAACAAGGUGAAGAGCGACCCCCAGAAGGCCGUGGAGCAGCCCCGGCAGCUCUUCUGGGAGAAGAAGCUGAGCGGCCUGAAUGCCUUUGACAUCGCGGAGGAGCUCGUGAAGACCAUGGACCUCCCCAAGGGCUUGCAAGGCGUGGGUCCCGGCUGCACAGAUGAGACGCUGCUCUCGGCCAUCGCCAGCGCCCUACACACCAGCACCAUGCCCAUCACCGGGCAGCUCUCAGCCGCCGUGGAGAAGAACCCCGGAGUGUGGCUCAACACAGCCCAGCCGCUCUGCAAGGCCUUCAUGGUGACCGACGAGGACAUCAGGAGGCAGGAGGAACUGGUACAGCAGGUCCGCAAGCGGCUGGAGGAGGCGCUGAUGGCCGACAUGCUGGCCCACGUGGAGGAGCUGGCCCGCGACGGCGAGGCGCCGCUGGACAGGGUGGGCGCCGACGAGGAUGAGGACGAUGAGGACCAGGAGGAGGGGCCCGACCAGGACCAGGAGAUGGAGCACGUCUAGAGCAGGCACUGGCCGGGUCCCAGGCCCCAGCUCGCGCGGGUAGUGACCACGGGUGAGGGGUGGUCCGGGUCCCUGGGACCUGCCUUGUGCCAGUGGCAGCAGUGCUGGGCCGGGCGCCUCCCGAGAGCACCUGUCUUCAAGGAGGACGGCCUGCCAGGCACGGAUGGCGCCCUCUCUGUCCCUGCACGGGCCCCACCCGCCUGCCCUCCCGCACGGGGCCGCCUGCAGACUCGGCCCUCACCCUGCCCAGGCGUGUCCCCUCCCCUGGGCCACGGGGACAUGGCUGAAGCACGGCCUCUCGCCCGACAGACCCCCGAUGUCUGCUCCUCCUCGGGGUCAUGGCUCUACACUGAACUUGGGCCGGCCUGGUCCCCGUGGCUGCUGCCCUGGACCUCUUGCACAGGACAGCUGCCACUGGACUGCCUGCGAGGCUCCCCGCGGGGCUGGAGAAACAUUUGCAGAACAGUCUCCCCUCCCUACCUGCACACGUGAGGGACGGUAUCCCGGACCGCCCUUCAGCCCUUCCAGAAGGGGAUGCAGGAUGGCUCCCCGGGGCCCACCCGGCGGGCACAGUGCUCCCAAGAGCAAAUGGCACAACCCGGACAUUUUCCUUCAGUAAAACCCAUGGUAGAGGCGAGGCCGAUGUCCACGUAGCUGCUUAACCUUCUGUCUGUUGCAUACAGACGGGAACUCAGGCCUCAGCGCCUGAAGACCUCGCUGGCUGCAGCCCGGCCCAGCCUGAUGGUGGGCACCGCAGACAGAGAACUACCUGCUCACGGCCGGGCUCGGGCCAGGCUCCAGGCCAGCACCGCCAUCGGCUGACCUCCAGGCCUCGGUCUCGCCUCACAGAACAGGGACAGUGGCGCUGAUCCGGCAGGUGUGGGGCCUCCCACCACCUGGGGCCUCUGCAUCCCUGUCCCAGGCACGUUUCCUGGCCGGGUCUGGGCCGUGGCCUCCGUGGAGCAUGGGGUUUGGAGGUGGUCAGAGUCGUGCUGUCCCUCCUUGCAGCGAGUGCCCCGGGCCAGGGGAGCUUCUACCCUGAGUGGACCCCGGGCCGGCUCCUUUUCCUCAGCCCCAGGAAUGCCUUUGGGGUGGCCCCCAGCCCAUCGCAUCAGCCUGGAGACACGAACCCCGGGCCGGUGUGGCGCCAGGGACUGCCAGCCCUGUCCUAGCCCCGCCACACGUGCGGCCGUGACUUGUUGGGAGGGGCCCGGGUUGCUGCCUCGUCGGGCCAGACACCCUGGGCUGACGUGGCCUGCCCAGCAGGGCGACAAGAGGCGGUGGGAGCCCCUCGGGGCUGGACUCGCUGCCUGCUCCCUCCAAGGACUCUGGCCCAGGAGGUCAGGCUGACUGCAUCCUUCCUAGUCCAGUCAAAGCACAAAGCCUUGAGGACCCUGGAUGCUGCACUGCGGAGGCUGCAGUGACACUGCCUGGGGCCAGGCCAUCACGGGCCCCAGGAAGGCCCCUCCACAGAGGCUGUGGCCCCGAGGGAGGCUCCUGUGGGUGGUGUUGAAUAAAGCGUGUCGGGUGAGCGUGGUCUGGGGCCUUGGUUUAU
Kogia breviceps (pygmy sperm whale) is the source of this 2955-nucleotide messenger RNA. The record is from RefSeq and is a predicted model, not a curated record. Lineage: Eukaryota; Metazoa; Chordata; Mammalia; Artiodactyla; Physeteridae.